GCAAGUUGUUUAUGGAACACUAAUCGACUCAUCGUUAGUUCAUUGACGUAUUAUCAUUUUGUUUUCUACCGUAAUUUGUUAAAUCUUUAUAAAAUAAUGGAUGAUUUCGGCGAUAACUUCGUUCAACCAGAAGUGGACCCAGCGGCAGAGUUCUUAGCGCGCGAACAGAAUCAGCUGGCUGGGUUGGAAGAUGAGUUGGAAACUAGUGCUCCGCCCCCCGUUUCAUCCUCUAAUGGUCUAGUUGAUGAUUUUGUUGAAGUACCUAGCGCUGCUGCAUUCGAAGCCAACGGCCUAGAAGACGAGCCCGUACAGACGUCCGUUUUCAAGCAGGAGAGAGAAGAGCCAGAAAAGAUCCGAAUCUGGAGAGAGGAACAGAAAAAGCGGCUUGAGGAGAAAGAUGCCGAGGAAGAGAAAAAGAAGGAAGAAAUGUUAAAAAUAGCAAAGAAGGAACUAGAAGAUUGGUACAAGACUCAUGAAGAGACCAUAGCUAAAACAAAGGCAGCCAACAGGGAGUCUGCUCAGAACGCCGAGCGAGCACUGGCGCGUGGCUCAGAAAGUGGCGUAGAGAAUGGCAACGAGUGGGCUCGCGUCGCAGAAUUGUGCGACUUCGGGCCGCGCCGCGGUCGCGAUGUGGCUCGUCUCCGGUCCAUCGUGUUGCAACUUAAGCAGGCCGGUGUGCGCCCUAAGUGCCCACCUCGCACCACUAAAGUGGCAUGAAGAGCAUAGGAAGAGCUAGCAAUUAUAUUAGCCUGAUUAAUAAUAUGUUAAGGUGUAAACAUCAGUCUCAGUGUAAGAUCACAUUUGAAUGCCUACAUAUGAAAAUAAAUUAAGAAACGUUAAAAACUAUUAUAUUGUUCAAUACUGUAUAAUUCAAGUGGAAUGUAUAAACUAUGUAUUAGAACUGUUAUUUAUUGAAAUUAUUAUUUUAUACUUGCUUGUUGGCUAGACUAACAAUGCCUUUUUUAUUUGGUCAUAGUAUUAUAAUAAUAAAUAAUAUCAUUCCAAAAUAAAUCUUUAAUUGUAACUA
Pectinophora gossypiella (pink bollworm) is the source of this 1027-nucleotide messenger RNA. It is a transcript of the gene Clc, whose product is annotated as clathrin light chain. Gene Ontology annotation, molecular function: clathrin heavy chain binding; structural molecule activity. The transcript is spliced from 6 exons. Gene Ontology annotation, biological process: intracellular protein transport; clathrin coat assembly; clathrin-dependent endocytosis. Gene Ontology annotation, cellular component: postsynaptic endocytic zone cytoplasmic component; clathrin coat of trans-Golgi network vesicle; clathrin coat of coated pit. Lineage: Eukaryota; Metazoa; Arthropoda; Insecta; Lepidoptera; Gelechiidae. The record is from RefSeq and is a predicted model, not a curated record. The coding region runs from base 97 to 717 and encodes 206 amino acids.